AUACAUGGACUCGUGUAGCGAACAGACCAUUGCUCUAGGGCAAGGAUGGCUAAGCCGAGAGAAACACGACGAAGCUGCUCCACAAGCCAGAUCGCUGAGACCUGCAAGCACUCCAUGAACAGACAGUGGUCUAGUGUAGACCUCGCAGACUUUCGAAGGUUCAUUUUUCAUAAUCUUGGCAGGGUGGCUUUGGUAGUUGAUCAGCAGUGCGAGCACUACUGCCUGUCGAUAUGAGAGGUUUCCUCUCUUGGGCUACAUCGCUAGCACCAACUAUUAUUGUGUUAACUUUUAAACACUAACUAAUGCCUGCAAUCUAAGACGUGGCAGCAUGGCGCUUUGGAAAAAUACGUAUUUCGUUUGUCUAGUUUUAGUCUGCGUCCUAUUGGAGCAAUGCAAUUGUCAGCUGGCACCUCGCCCACGGCCGCGAUCACCUAAAUCACCUAUGGCACCAGGCAGGAGGCAGCCUCUUCCUUCCAGGCCUGGUGGUGGAUUUGCAGGAAGCCCAAGGGCAGGAGUAGUCGCAAGUCCAGGAAGACAACCCUCUUCGGGACCAGGCUCUAGAGGGCUACCCAGAAGACAGCCGCGGCCUAUGCCCAGGUAUCCUAGCAGGCCUGGCAGGCCUAGCCAGCUAUUACCACGACCAUACGACUACAGGGGUCGUGAACAAGCUCCGAACAUGGUGCAUCCACCGCCCAGAAUGGUCACAGCGCAACCUGUAACCUAUCCUGGCGCUGGUGGAGCUCCGCACGGGAGAACGUUUUGCGGAGCAGGUGAAUACUAUACUCCCGGGCAGGAGAUGUGCUGUUCGCGCGAAGUUGUACCCAUGCCAUAUGCCAUGCCACCUGAGUUUUCGGAAUGCUGCGAUGGCGAAGUGAUAGACAAUCGUACCGAAACUUGCUGUGCGGGUGAGAGGGUGUUUGUGAACGAGCAGGGAUGCUGCGGAGGGGAGCCGUACGAAAUCCGAUCACAAUCGUGUUGUGGAACUCGGCUUUAUGAGCCUCGAGGCCGGAUUUGCUGUGGCGGUCAGUUGAUCAGAGCAAUGAACACGCUCUGCUGCCGUGGUAAUCCUGUGGCAGUCAAGGGCGAUCCGAACAAGCACAUCUGUUGUGGAAGUAUGGCGGUCAACACUGUCACACAGAAGUGCUGUGGCAAGCGCGUGGUGUCCAUCGAUUCGGUGACUCGCGGCUGUUGUGGAGAGCGAAUGGUCUACGAUAUGGAGACAGAAAGCUGCUGCCAGGAUGAUGUGACUGGAAGAUUUCGAAUCAAACCGGGUUUGCGAUGCGGAUUGGCAUCUCCGGCGUUACCAUUACAGUACCAGCCCGGGCAUGGAGCCGGUCCCGAACAUGGAGGUGUUCCCGUGCAUGGAGGUGUUCCCGUACAUGGAGGUGUUCCCGUACAUGGAGGUGCUCCCGUACAUGGCGGUGUUCCCGUACAUGGAGGUGUUCCCGUACAUGGAGGUGCUCCCGGACAACAGGCGCAUUUGGUACAGGGUGGUGGUGGAUUCCAGUACCUCCCUUCUCAAGGCGGGUAUCAAACAAUCAUCCCACAACCUGGUGCUGUAAAUCGCCUCCUUCUGGUUCCCAUUCCUCAAGCGCCCGGCAAUCCCGGACCCCAAUACCUACCCCAGAGACGCCCAACACCGAUCCAACUGCCACCGGGGCUUCCGGGCAACUUUCCAAGAUAUAUAGGAGAUCGGCCUUCCCAAGCGCAGGAGCCUUCGUUUAAACCCAUACAAUAUCCCAGCCUCCUACCAACCAAAUUGCCAGCAACAUAUACAGGUAGUCUCGUGUACUUCAGUCCAACAACGAAGAAACCAUGAUGGUAUAGAGAGUAUGCAUUAGUUUGCGGGGAAUGUGCAAACGGGAAAGAUUGACUGUCCCCGCCAGGACUCGAACCAGGGACCCGUGCUUAUGGUCAGCCAUGCUCUGCCGCUAAGCUAUGGGUAGUUAAUAAUCUUUAUUUCAGGAUUACCCAAAGGCUAACGCCUAUCUGGGGGAUCUCCUAUUUGUUAUGGAGAGUGCUAUGAUUUCCACUGGAAUGCUGUUUAAUCUGCACAUAACGCCCUGUCUACAAGCACUAGCUCUGUUGUUGGCAAGAACGGUUAGAACCUUGUUUUGAUACCAGUACCCGUAUACAAUGUACUUGAUGAUGGUUAAAAGCAACAGACGGAGAGAGAGAGAGAGAGAGACAGACAAAUAUAUAUACAGACUGAAGUAUAGACCCUAGACUGGACGUCUGCACCCCUUUAUUUCUUUAUGGAGCAAUCAGCACCUUGGCCUGCGUUGCACAAUGUAGGUCUAUGCAUAGUGUCACUGGCAUAGCACACUAGCAUCGCACUUUGUACUUCGUUUCGGACACAAGUGUGCAGUUGUAUGCAAAACUAGAAACGAGAGGCAAGACGUUUCUCUACAGAUUUGAAACCAAGGGAGCAGGAAACAGUGUCGCCAGGUUUGUGCAGUCACCAGCAAGAGCUCUGGUCUCUACAUGAUAGUAUGAUACCCUUUCCUCUUUCUAUACCGCAAACAGUUUAGUUACAUAUGUUAUGCUAUUGUCUUGAGCGCUUCGUACUGAGUUACUGUGUUUCAUUUCUUGCACUUUGAGGUCUUGAGACUAACAUUUCUAUCUGUAAUCUGUAACAUUCUUUACUCACUCCUAUACUUAACAAGAGGUAGUGAUUAGAUAUUCUGAUAAUUCGAA
Messenger RNA from Sycon ciliatum, 2697 nucleotides. RefSeq lists its product as uncharacterized. The coding region runs from base 329 to 1819 and encodes 496 amino acids. NCBI's taxonomy places the organism in Eukaryota, Metazoa, Porifera, Calcarea, Leucosolenida, Sycettidae. The record is from RefSeq and is a predicted model, not a curated record. The transcript has 2 exons.